This is a messenger RNA of Macrobrachium nipponense, 829 nucleotides long. Its product is annotated as acanthoscurrin-1-like. The coding region runs from base 86 to 391 and encodes 101 amino acids. NCBI's taxonomy places the organism in Eukaryota, Metazoa, Arthropoda, Malacostraca, Decapoda, Palaemonidae. The transcript has 3 exons. The record is from RefSeq and is a predicted model, not a curated record.
GGCAGGAGGCUGAAGGGACAUCGACAACCACUCAUCCAAGCUGAGGAACUGAAGUCUCUCACUAAAGUCCUAUAAUAACAUCAUAAUGCGUGCCUCCUUCCUGAUAGUCGCCAUCGCUCUGGUGUGCAGCGUUGCUGCCAUUCCCGAGCCAGGCAGGCCCUACGGAGGAGGAUUUGGCGGAGGGCGUCCAGUUGGUGGUGUGAGACCAGGUCUUGGUGGUCUGGGAGGACUUGGAGGACUAGGGGGAGUUCAUGGAGGUGUAGGAGGACUAGGAGGUGGAUUAGGUGCUGGACUAGGAGGAGGUCUUGGUGGAGGACUAGGGGGAGUUCAUGGCGGUGUAGGAGUUGGAGGCGUCCAUGGUGGAGUCAGGCCAGGAGGCUAUGGCAAAUAGAUGACCUAUGUCAAGCACAUGAAUAAUUUUGGAGGCCAGUAUUUUAUUUAUGCUCUUAUCUAACUACAGUCAUGACUUCAGCAGUUUCCACAAGAUUCUGAAAUACAGAUAAUCAAGUGGUUAAUUAGACUAACAGCAAACCUGUGAAGAUCUCAAAGAGCUCUACCUCCACUAACACACGAAAAUUCUAGAUUCUCAUCUGGAUUCAUCUCAACGUUUGACUGACUCAUUAUUCAUCCCACAGCUUCCCUACCAUAAUGUUUGGUUGACACGCAGCAAUGUGGUUUUGUCUUAUCUCAUGAACAAACAUAUGUAAGGAAACAAACAAACAAAUCUUCACCCAAAAGCGCAUCGUUUUGUUAUUGUUUUUGAAUUGUUAAAACACAUGCAAUUUGUGAUGAUAUAAAUUCUAUAUGAAUAAAAAAUUUGCUUUCAUAA